Molecule: messenger RNA, 468 nt
Organism: Penicillium oxalicum
Lineage: Eukaryota; Fungi; Ascomycota; Eurotiomycetes; Eurotiales; Aspergillaceae
Exons: 1
Coding region: 1-468 (155 amino acids)
Source: RefSeq, a predicted model, not a curated record
AUGACCCUUUGGAUCUCCCAGUCGUGGCUAAAUCACCAGGUCCGGGUGGAUUUCGUUCCAAAUGCCUGGGGGGGGGGGGGAAAGGCACAGGCCGAGUCCAAGAAUCAGAUGACGCAGGCUGUCGGUCCUGAGGACAAGGAUGCGGGGCUGGAUAAGACGGAAGAACAGAAGAAGACCAAGUGGAAAUGCUGCGGUGAUGGAGACUCGAGCAGGACGGGCUCGUCAGGACGCCUCCCGGUCACGUUUUUGUCUAAUCUGGGAGUCUUUGACUAUGUGAAAUAUUGCGCCUGUAAUCUCUUCCGAUCCGAGAAAAUCUCAGGAGGGUUGAGAGUUCGAGGAGGACUAGAAAGUGAGAAAGACGACGACCGCCACACUUGGAGAGAGGGGGGGCAAGAGUGGGGGGGAGCGAAAACGGCUCGUGAAUCGACGAUCGCUCAGCUGAAAAGCGACGGGAAGGGGCUGGGAUGA